Equus caballus (horse) is the source of this 4686-nucleotide messenger RNA. The record is from RefSeq and is a predicted model, not a curated record. NCBI's taxonomy places the organism in Eukaryota, Metazoa, Chordata, Mammalia, Perissodactyla, Equidae.
AGAGGCGUGACGUGCUCACAAGUUGAGCAAACACCCCUCCCCUGAAGCCCAUCCCAAUUUCUGCUGGGAGUUCGGAGCCUGAGCUGCCCGGACGCGGGAGCUCGGAGAGGGCGGGACAGGUGGGCGCCCCAGAGAGGACGAGUCACCAGGCUUCAAGAUGCUGCGGGCACACAGGACCAAACUGGACAGGCUGGUGCGCAGCUUCUCCAAAGGGCUUCACCACAAAGCUGUGAUGGCCCUGAGGAGGGAGGAUGUGAAUGCCUGGGAGAGAAGGGCGCCUCUGGCUCCCCGGCACAUCAAAGGCAUCACGCAGCUGGGAUACAAGGUCUUAAUUCAGCCUUCCAAUCGCCGGGCCAUUCAUGAUAAGGAUUAUGUCAAAGCUGGUGGCAUUCUUCAGGAGGAUAUUUCUGAAGCUUGUCUAAUUUUGGGAGUGAAAAGACCCCCAGAGGAAAAAUUAAUGUCCAAGAAGACUUAUGCUUUCUUCUCGCACACAAUAAAGGCUCAGGAGGCCAAUAUGAGCUUAUUGGAUGAGAUUCUAAAACAGGAAAUCCGACUUAUUGAUUAUGAGAAAAUGGUGGAUCAUAGAGGACUUCGGGUAGUGGCGUUUGGACAGUGGGCAGGUGUGGCAGGGAUGAUCAACAUUUUACAUGGAAUGGGUUUAAGGCUCCUUGCUUUGGGACAUCACACACCUUUUAUGCACAUUGGCAUGGCUCAUAACUACAGGAACAGCAGUCAGGCCGUGCAAGCUGUCCGCGAUGCUGGCUAUGAAAUUUCUCUGGGUUUGAUGCCAAAGUCCAUAGGGCCCUUAACAUUUGUGUUCACUGGGACUGGUAAUGUAUCGAAGGGAGCCCAAGAUAUCUUCAAUGAACUACCCUGUGAGUAUGUGGAACCACAUGAAUUAAAAGAAGUUUGCCAAACUGGAGACCUGAGAAAAGUGUAUGGGACGGUGUUAAGUCGUCAUCAUCAUCUUGUCAGGAAAACAGAUGGUGUAUAUGAUCCUGUAGAGUAUGACAAGUAUCCUGAGCGCUACAUGAGCCGCUUUAGUACUGACAUCGCACCAUAUACAACUUGUUUAAUUAAUGGGAUCUACUGGGAACAAAACACCCCUCGUCUCCUAACCCGCCAAGAUGCUCAGAGUCUCCUGGCUCCAGGCAAAUUCUCAGAUGCUGGUGUUGAAGGCUGCCCUGCAUUACCACAUAGACUUGUGGCAAUAUGUGACAUUUCAGCGGACACAGGAGGAUCUAUAGAGUUUAUGACCGAGUGUACGACAAUAGAGCAUCCCUUUUGCAUGUAUGAUGCAGACCAGCACAUUAUUCAUGACAGUGUUGAAGGCUCUGGAAUUCUGAUGUGUUCCAUUGACAAUUUGCCGGCAGAGCUUCCAAUUGAAGCCACAGAGUACUUUGGAGACAUGCUUUACCCUUAUGUUGAAGAAAUGAUAUUGUCAGACGCAACACAACCUCUUGAAAGUCAGAAUUUUUCUCCUGUGGUGCGAGAUGCAGUGAUUACAUCCAAUGGUACAUUGCCUGAUAAGUAUAAAUAUAUCCAGAAACUCCGAGAGAGCAGGGAGCGUACUCAGACACUCUCAGGCACCAAGAAAAAGGUCUUGGUUCUUGGAACUGGUUACAUAUCUGAGCCUGUACUGGAAUACCUGUCAAGAGAUGACAACAUAGAAAUAACAGUAGGCUCUGACAUGAAGAAUCAAAUUGAACAGUUAGGAAAGAAAUAUAAUAUUAAUCCUGUUAGCGUGGACAUUGGUAAACAAGAAGAGAAGUUGGGCUCCUUGGUGGCAACACAGGAUCUUGUCAUCAGCUUGUUGCCUUAUGUCUUGCAUCCUCUUGUGGCCAAGGCAUGUAUCACAAACAAAGUUAACAUGAUCACUGCAAGCUACAUAACACCAGCACUCAAAGAGUUAGAAAAGAGUGUGUCAGAUGCUGGCAUCACAGUCAUUGGCGAAUUGGGAUUGGACCCUGGUCUUGAUCAUAUGUUGGCAAUGGAGACAAUAGAUAAGGCCAAAGAAGUGGGAGCCACGAUUGAAUCUUACGUUUCCUACUGUGGGGGGCUUCCAGCCCCUGAGCAUUCGGACAAUCCUUUGCGAUACAAGUUUAGCUGGAGUCCCGUGGGAGUUUUGAUGAACAUCAUGCAGCCUGCCACCUAUCUGCUCAAUGGCAAGGUUGUGAAUGUUGCAGGCGGGGGCUCAUUUCUUGAUGUGGUUACUCCCAUGGAUUAUUUCCCCGGAUUAAAUUUGGAAGGCUAUCCCAACAGAGACAGUACAAAAUAUGCUGAGAUCUAUGGCAUUCCGUCUGCUCACACGUUGUUGCGGGGGACGCUGAGAUAUAAGAUUUUAAGCUCCUGGAGGGCGGGUACCUCUACUCUCAUGAAUGUGACGUUCUCACUGUCCAGGAAUCAAAUGAGAUGUCAGUGAUAACAUCCUAAGGAGAUCUAGGAAGCUGGGAUGUUCUACGAGCCUUCAGGCACAGCAGAGAUUCUAGCGUGAGUUGAAGCCAAACCAUCCCCAGCUCUGGCAGAUUUCUUAAUUCUGUUUUCUUCAAUUUGUUCUAAGAGUAUAAGUAGUAACUUUUUGGGGGGAGUUUAGGAAUUAGGAUUUCCUGCUAGUGUUAGGUAUAGUGUCUUUCCAAACAUAUAGACCCAGGAAUUGAAGGCUUCGAGAGAUUUAAAAAUUGAAUAAGCUCUCAAGAAUGUGGAUAGAUGAGAGGCAUCCCCACAGAUUCCUGGAGGAUGGAAGAUGUGACAGUGUUCAUAUCCAUGAAGGCCACCAUCCUGAGCAAUGUCAGCAAUCUUUCAGUGACUGGAAUAUUCUUUCCCGUAUUGGAGAUGAGGCACUAUCAUCAAAGGAUGACAGGGAGACUCUUGUCUUGGCUGCUCUCCUGUACCUGCCUGUCACUUGCUUGUCCUUCCAGACCCAGCUUGAUAUCACCUUCCCCAGGGGUCUUUCCUGACUCCUUCUCCUUGACUCCCCUCCCCCACAUCUAUGUGAGUUUCUCCUCCUCUGUGUCCCCAUAGCUCUGUGUUUGCCCGUGUCAUAGCACCUAUAAUAUUCUACUGAAUUGUGGUCAUCAGGGGUCAUGUCGUUUUGCUCACUGUGUGCCAGGCAGUAUCUGUUUGACUUAUCUGACCCUUUUACUGGACGACAGUUUCUUCAUGGGUGGGGACUGCAUUUUUCAUCUCUGUGGCCUCAGUUGCAGCGUAAGUCUGACACAUGGCAGCAGUUGGCUAACUGCUUAUGGAUGAAUGAAUACACACAAUAAAUUCAUUUCUAGAGGCCACUGAAAAAACUGUAUAAUCUGCUCACCAUUUUCUGAGAUUAAGAAAUAGAAAAUGUCUCAGUGUUUGAGAUGUCAGAUGAAGGGACCUUUGGCACUUGUCAGGUCUUAGAUGCAAGCUGGGGGUAUUGCUUUUUUGUUUUUCCUCUUUAAAGUGUAUUUACAUUGGGUUAGAGCAAGUAAAUGUGAAUUCUUUACUUAGUAACCUUUGAACAGUUUGAAUAAUACAACCUUUCAGAAAUGUGAAAAUUACUAGUUGACCACACAUUAAGUGGUGAAAUAACCAAUGACUACAGGAAGUAUUUUAUAUUUUAAUAACUUUAUUGCUUCCUAAAAUAAUUUCCUGCCCUUCUCCUCCUCUUUGUCCUCCUCCUCCUUCUUUUCUUUCUCUCUCUCAGUAGUUGCAGCAACUACAAAGCCCCUUAUUUGGGCCUUCCCACUUCCCCCCUGAUUUGCUCACAGGGGGAACAUGCUGUUGUGGUCUUCCUUCACGUCAUCGUCAUUUGAUCUCUUUCAGCAUACUGGAAUGCUGGAUAAUGGGGUGAGGGCGUGGGGGUGAAGGACACUCAUGCACACACUUUCUAGACUUACAGUCCAGUAGCACUUGUGUUAAGUGCUGUGAUAGAGUAUGUACAAAACGCUACAGAAGUACAGAGAGGAAGAGAGUGCCCAUUCAGCUAGGGGGCUCGGUAGGUAUGCUGAGCUGGGCCUUAAGGGAGGAGUAAACAUUUUAUGGGCGAGGAAAGGUGGCUACCACGUUCCAGGCACAGGAGCAGCAUGCACGGAGGCCCAGGUCUCUGGAAGAGCACAGCAUGUUCGGGGCAUGGUGAGUGGUAGAAAUGGUGAUUAAUGAGUCAGGCUGGAGGGGCAUGUUGUGGUGGGUUUUAUAUAAUAUGCCAAGGACUUCAGACUUGUUCUGUAGACAAUGAAGGACCCAUGUGGAAUUUUUAUCAGAGUGAUGACAUUUUAGAAAAAUUUCUCUGUUUUUUUUCCUGCUCCCUAAGUGCAUUAGGAUAGUGAUUUUUAAUCAGUAGAAUGAAUAGAAUGAAUGAAUUCUCUGCUUUUGGGGCAGUAGUCUUACAAGGUCCUUCUUCCUUUAUAAGAGAGAGAACAACUGUUCUAUUAAAUACUACUCUGCUGAACUGAAAGCAUAAAACACAAGAGGAAAUGUGCCCUUACGCUGUCAGAAAAUACCACUCACAUGUAAUCCUGAAACAGAAGUAAAGACCCAAGUUUUGCAAGGUCUCUUAUGUAUACCUGUGGAAUUGUGACACUGCUGAUUUUGGUUUGAACCUGAAGGUGGUUGCAUCCAUAAUAGUAAUACAAAUGACUGUUUUCAACCUGUUUGCUAAAUGAGUUACAAAGAUAGAUCCUUCUUUUGAAAAAAAGCUUUUUAAUUUUUUUU